Siniperca chuatsi (mandarin fish) is the source of this 1916-nucleotide messenger RNA. Its product is annotated as WD repeat-containing protein 82-like. The transcript is spliced from 17 exons. Gene Ontology annotation, molecular function: actin filament binding; actin monomer binding; chromatin binding. The coding region runs from base 3 to 1916 and encodes 637 amino acids. Gene Ontology annotation, biological process: actin filament depolymerization; barbed-end actin filament capping; regulation of lamellipodium assembly. The record is from RefSeq and is a predicted model, not a curated record. Gene Ontology annotation, cellular component: actin filament; myofibril; cytoplasm. NCBI's taxonomy places the organism in Eukaryota, Metazoa, Chordata, Actinopteri, Centrarchiformes, Sinipercidae.
ACAUGAAGAUCACAGACAGCGUGUUACGAAGUUUCAGGGUCGCCAGGACAUAUCAAGAAAAUUCCCAGAAAGUCAACUGUGUGGACUUCAGCCCAAAUGGCGAAAAUGCAAUAUCAAGCAGCGACGACGACUGCAUUGUGUUAUAUGACAUCCGGGAAGGAAAACCACAAAGGACCCUGUUCAGCAAGAAGUAUGGAGUAGACCUCAUCCGCUACACACAUGGAGAUACCCAGACAGUGGUCUACAGCUCCAACAAACUGGAUGAUACCAUCCGAUACCUGUCACUCACUGACAACAAGUACAUUCGAUAUUUCCCAGGUCACACUGCAAGAGUUGUUGCUCUCUCCAUGUCACCAGUGGAUGAUACGUUUAUCUCAGGCUCGCUGGAUAAGACAAUCCGGAUCUGGGACCUGCGCUCUCCAAACUGUCAAGGUUUGACUAAUCCACUGGGGAAACCUGUAUGUUCCUUUGACCCUGAUGGGCUGAUAUUUGCUGCAGGGGUGGAAUCACAGGCCAUUAAAUUAUACGACCUCCGUGCUUUUGACAAGGGUCCCUUUGCCUCCUUUGAGAUGAGGUUUAAUCGUGCCUGUGACUGGACUGGACUCAAAUUCAGUAACGAUGGGAAACAGAUUCUCAUCUCCACCAAUGGAGGGAUGAUUCGCGUCCUGAAUGCUUUCAAUGGAUCUGUGCUGCACACUUUUUCUGGCUACAACAACAGUAAAGGCGUCUCCCUGGAGGCCUGCUUCACUCCCGACUCGCAGUUUGUCAUGAUUGGCUCAGAGGAUGGGAGAGUCCAUGUUUGGAGCACUGAGAGUGGGAUGAAGGUGGCUGUGCUGGAUGGGAAACAUCCAGGACCCAUCAACACUCUGCAGUUUAACCCCAGAUACAUGACGUUUGCUAGUGCCUGCACUAACAUGCUGGUGCUAGAUUCAUACAGAGAGCCAGCACAGAGCUGGGACAAGGACUACGAUCAGUUCCUGCUUCCUCUGCUCACGCCUCAGGAACCCUGCUACAUCCUCUACCGUCUGGACUCCCAGAAUGCACAGGGACACGAGUGGCUCUUCAUCGCCUGGUCACCUGACCAAUCGCCAGUGAGGCAGAAGAUGGUGUAUGCAGCCACCCGUGCCACACUGAAGAAAGAGUUUGGAGGAGGUCACAUUAAAGAUGAAAUGUUUGGCACAGUGGAGGAUGACCUGUGCUUCCAGGGAUACCUGCGACAAAUGUCCUCCUGCUCCUGCCCGGCUCCACUCACAGCAGCAGAGCAGGAAUUACAACGAAUUAAAGUCACAGAGGAUAAGGUUGUAUGGGAUGAACAUAGACGAAUUGGGACUCCAACAGCACGAGCGAGGGUUACAAUGGAGUUUGGCUUAGACAAAAGGGCACAGACUCUUCAAGGUCUUGCAUUCCCGCUACAAGAAGAGGCCAAACGAGCUCUGCACCAACUCAAGCAGAGACGCAUCAACUACAUACAGCUGCGGCUGGAUGUAGAGAAAGAGACCAUUGAGCUGGUUCACACCAAACCUACAGAGACCCAUGAGCUUCCCUACAGGGUUCCCACAGAUUCUCCCAGAUACCACUUCUUCAUCUUCAAACAUUCCCACCAGGGCCAGCGGCAGGAGGCGCUGGUGUUCAUAUAUUCGAUGCCUGGGUACAGCUGUAGUAUCAAGGAACGGAUGUUGUAUUCCAGCUGUAAGAACAGGCUACUGGAUGAGGUGGAGAGAGAAUACCAGCUGGAGGUCACCAAAAAGAUGGAGAUAGACAAUGGCGACGGCCUGACAGAAGACUUCCUGUAUGAGGAGGUCCACCCGAUGGAGCACACCUUAAAGCAGGCCUUUGCCAAGCCCCGCGGACCAGGAGGGAAGAGGGGCAACAAACGCCUCAUCAAGGGUGAAGGGGAGAACGGGGAAGAAAGUUAG